Molecule: messenger RNA, 2274 nt
Organism: Aspergillus luchuensis
Lineage: Eukaryota; Fungi; Ascomycota; Eurotiomycetes; Eurotiales; Aspergillaceae
Product: beta-glucosidase
Exons: 2
Coding region: 1-2274 (757 amino acids)
Biological process (GO): glucan catabolic process
Molecular function (GO): beta-glucosidase activity
Source: RefSeq, a predicted model, not a curated record
AUGCGCCCAUCAGUCAGCUGGAAACUUUUUUGCGCUGGUUGGGCCCUGGCCUCAACCGGCUUCUGCACCAGCAGUGGCCUCUUGGCUGACCUACAAGUCGAUCUCCAAGACUGGGCCUCGGCAUACAACCAAUCCGUCGCCGCGGUGGCAACCCUAUCGAAUACAGACAAGAUCCGGCUCAUCUCCGGCCAAAGCGUGCCCUCCAUCAACUUCGAACCCUAUACAAGCGACGACGGCUCCCAAGGACUAGAGAGCUUCUUCUACGUGACCUCAUUUCCGGAAUCCUCGGCGAUGGCCCAGACCUGGGACCCCGAGCUCAUCAAAGCCAACUUCCAUGCCGUCGGUCAGGAGUUCUACGGCAAAGGCUACACCAUGAUCAACGGUCCAACGAUUGGCCCACAAGGCCGUACCCCCUGGAGCGGCCGUCUAGUGGAAACCCUAGGUCAGGAUGUCUACCUGGCCGGAAUUGCAUUCGCACACGCCACCGAGGGCAUCCGCGAGGCCGGCAUCAUCCCCUGCGGCAAACACUUCCUCCUCAACGAGCAGGAAACCAAUCGCUCCGAAGUCUACUGGUCCAACAACGCAGUCACCGUCCCCCUGAACAACACCGCCUACUCCAGCAACGCCGACGACAAGACCCUACACGAAGCCUACCUCUGGCCCUUCUACGACGGAGUCAAAGCCGGCCUCGGCGCCGUAAUGUGCGCCAUGAACCGCGUCAACGGGACCUACGCCUGCGAAACCCCCAACCUGCUCAACAACGUCCUCAAAACCGAACUGGCAUUCCCAGGCUUCGUCACCCCCGACACCUCGGGCCAACACACAGCCCUAGGAUCUGCCAACGCCGGCAUGGACUUCGGCGCUACCUCCUUCUGGAAUCCCCAGACCCUCCUCCCAGCCCUCGCUAACGGCUCCCUCUCCCAAGCCCGCCUCAACGACAUGGCCAUCCGCAACCUCAUGCCCUACUUCCAGCUCGGCCUCAACACCAAAACAAUUCCCCCCAAUCCUCCGGCCACAGCCCCCGUCGACGUCCGCGCCAACCACCGCGCCCUCGUCCGCAAAGCCGGCAGCGCAGCCAUCACCCUCCUAAAAAACACCAACAACACCCUCCCCCUACACAACCCACCCUCCAUCGGCAUCUUCGGCUCCCACGCCCGUCCCACGCUCAUCGGCCCCGGCACAACAAUGGACGACGUGCACACUCACACCACCUGGCCCGGCCACCUCAUCUUCUCCGGCGGCUCCGGCAUCAGCAGCCCUUCCUACCAAAUCACCCCGUACGACGCCCUCCUCUCCAAAGCCCUCCAAGACGGCACCCAACUCAUGUGGGCAAUGGACGGCGACCUCUCCAUCAUCCCUUACACCGCUGUAACCGGCACAAUGGGAACCUCAGCAGCGCCCACCUUCGCCGGCUACGCCUCGGCCGUAUCAACCUGCCUCGUCUUCAUCAACGCCUGGAGCGGCGAAGGCCACGACCGCAGCGAACUCCGCAACAUCCCCCAAGACAAGAUGAUCCUCACCGUGGCCCAGAACUGCGCCAACACCAUUGUCGUCAUCAACACCGUCGGCGCCCGUCUCCUCGACGCCUGGAUCGACCACCCCAACAUCACAGCCGUUCUCUACUCCUCCCUCCUAGGCGAACAAUCAGGCAACGCCAUCAUCGACGUCCUCUACGGCGCCGUCAACCCCUCCGCGAAACUCAUCCACACCAUCGCCCGCAAUGAAUCCGACUACCCCGUCCCGAUUUGCAUGACCGCAGAUUGCGAUUUCACUCAAGACAACGUCUACCUUGAUUACAAGUACUUCGACGCUCACAAUAUCACCCCGCGCUAUGAAUUCGGCUUCGGGCUCUCUUACACUACUUUCAACUAUUCGGUCCCUCCUGCGAUCAGCUACGUGAAUGAUUCCGCUCUUGCCCAGCCCAUCCCCACGGGUGAACUUAUCCCCGGCGGGAAAGCGGAUCUCUGGGACGAGGUCAUGCGGAUUACCACGUACAUCACGAAUACGGGGGAUAGGGAUGGGGCGGAGGUCGCGCAGCUGUAUGUUUCGUUUCCCGAGGAGGCGGAUCAACCGGUUAGACAGUUGCGAGGAUUUCAGAAGGUCUUUUUAAGGUCGGGGGAGAAAGGGUUGGUGGAGUUUGGGUUGAGGAGGAGGGAUUUGAGUUUUUGGGAUGUGGGGAGGCAGGAGUGGGUGCUUGCUAGGGGGGUGUAUCGGUUUUGGGUUGGGGCUAGUAGUAGGGAUUUGAGGGGGUGGGUGGAGUAUGUUGUUGCUUAG